Colias croceus (clouded yellow) is the source of this 792-nucleotide messenger RNA. Its product is annotated as trypsin, alkaline B-like. The coding region runs from base 1 to 792 and encodes 263 amino acids. The record is from RefSeq and is a predicted model, not a curated record. Lineage: Eukaryota; Metazoa; Arthropoda; Insecta; Lepidoptera; Pieridae. Gene Ontology annotation, molecular function: serine-type endopeptidase activity. Gene Ontology annotation, biological process: proteolysis. The transcript has 4 exons.
AUGAUGAUGUCGUACUUAUCGCUAUUGGGAGUAUUGCUCCUAGCAGGACUUUCUCAGUCUGAAACUCCAAACACUCGUAUUGUCGGAGGUCGAGACACCACUAUCGAGAACUAUCCAUCUUUAGUGCAAGUGGAAUAUUUCGACCCUGGCUCUGGAUUUUGGCAUCAGGAUUGUGCGGCCAAUAUCCUUACAACUUACUGGAUUCUAACAGCGGCGCAAUGUAACGAAUACACUAGAGAUGAGUACACUCGUAUACGAGCAGGUGCCACUUACCGUGAGACUAACGGGAGCGUACACUACGUAGAUUUUAGCCGCAAUCACCCCAACUACAUACACCUCUACUCCUAUGACGCCGACAUUGGCCUCAUGAAACUGCUAACUCCCCUGGUGUACUCGCCGUAUAUCCAAAAGGCAACUAUUGUCAACCAGGGCUUUGUUGUGCCAGAUAAUUACCCCGUUGUGCACGCUGGAUGGGGAGACAUUUACACCCACGGACCGCAAUCACAAGUACUUCAAAAUGUAACAGUCUUCACGGUGAACAGACAAGUGUGCGAAUGGCGUUGGGGACAUGGUUUGUCAUCACCGAUCACCAAGAACAUGAUCUGCGCCGGUGUCCUGGAAGAAGGUGGUCGUGACGCUUGCCAUGGCGACAAUGGUGGGCCGAUGUAUAUUGGUGACGUCAUCGUCGGCAUCAUCUCCUUCAGAUAUAAGAACUGCGCUGAUCCCUUCACACCUGGUAUCAGCACUUCUGUCGCGUCAUACUCUGAUUGGAUAGUGUCGAAUGCUCGAUAA